GGCGCUCCUUGCGGGGAUCCUGGGGGCCUGGGGGCCCAGGGCCAGCCCCGCCACCGCGCCCCGCCCCGCUCUGUCCCCGCAGCCUCCCGGGCUGCCGGGCUUUGUGGUUCGCCCGUGCGGCUGGGCCCCAGCUGGGGGUGUCGUUACGAGCAUGUGCAGACAGCAGCCCAAGCCUUCAGGAUAAUUCCUUCAGCAGCACCGCUGUAACAGAGUGUGACGAAGACACAAUCUCCCUACAUGAAGAUCAGACUGAUUGCUCCAGUCUCAGAGAUGAAGACAAUAAAGAAAAUUACCCUGACGCCGGGGCUCUCCUAGAGGAGCCCACACUGCCCUCUCGGGAGCCGCAGCAGCAUGUAGAGCAGACCUUGCUGGUGGACGGCGUGCUGCGACCCAGCAUGGGCAACUUCAAGUCCCGGAAGCCUAAGACCCUGCUCAAGGCAGAGAGCGGAAGGAGCCACGGAGAGAGUCAGGAGACAGAGCAAGUGGUACCCAGCCAGCCGGAGUGUCGGGGGAGAAUAGGAACACAAGCCCACGAGAGUCCACAAAAUCACCCCUUCAGGCACGAAGAAACAGUGCGAGUUCAACAAAGAAUCGACCAGAGGACUACCAUUUGGUCAAAGGAUGCUUUUGAGACUCAGCAGGAGUUAAAUGAGGAAGAAGCUGCUCAGGUGCAUGGACUCAAGGACGCAGCCCCAGCGUCGACCCAGAGUGUGCCUGCAGAAGGCGCAGAUGCUGCAGACCUUGCACCAGCCCACAAAGAUGGGCAGAAUGAAGUAGACAGUGCACCAGAAGACCUCCAGUCUGUUGGGACUAGCAGGCUGCUCUAUCACAUCACAGAUGGUGACAACCCACUGCUGUCACCACGAUGCUCCAUCUUCAGCCAAAGCCAGAGAUUCAACUUAGACCCUGAAUCAGCCCCUUCUCCACCCAGCACUCAGCAGUUUAUGAUGCCAAGAAGUUCUUCACGAUGCGGCUCUGUUGAUAGCAAGGAGCCACAGACCAUUACCCAGCUCACCAAGCACAUCCAGAGCCUCAAGCGAAAAAUUCGGAAAUUUGAAGAAAAAUUUGAACAAGAAAAGAAAUACCGGCCUUCACAUGGUGACAAGACUUCUAAUCCUGAAGUCCUGAAAUGGAUGAAUGAUUUGGCUAAAGGUCGUAAACAACUUAAAGAACUAAAGCUGAAGCUGUCAGAAGAACAAGGGAGUGCUCCCAAAGGGCCACCUAGAAACCUAUCCUGUGAGCAACCUGCAGUUCCCAGAGAGAAUGGGAAGCCAGAAGCUGUGGGCCCUGAGCCAAGCUCCUCUGGAGAGGAGACUCCUGAUGCUGUGUUGACAUGUCUGAAGGAGAAGAGAGAGCAGCUUCCUGCUCAGGAGGAUUCUAAGGGAGCUAAGCAAGACAAGAACCUCAUAAAGCCUCUUUAUGACCGAUACAGAAUUAUCAAGCAAAUCUUGUCAACACCUUCCCUUAUUCCAACAAUUGAGGAAGAGGACUCUGAUGAAGACUGUCCACAGGGAAGCCAACAACCUUCUUUGCCAGAUCCAGCAUCUCACCUUCCUAUUGGUGACCACCUCACCUUUUCUAAUGAAACUGAGCCUAUUAGGGUCCUGCUGCCAGAUGAAAAAAAAGAAAUCAAACAACCAGCUCUAUCCAUGUCCAAUUUACAUGAGGCCACGAUGCCUGUACUUCUUGACCAUCUCCGAGAAACUAGGGCUGACAAGAAGAGACUUCGGAAAGCCUUAAGAGAAUUUGAAGAACAGUUUUUUAAACAAACGGGAAGAAGUCCACAAAAGGAAGAUAGGAUACCAAUGGCAGAUGAGUACUAUGAAUACAAGCACAUAAAAGCCAAACUGAGACUAUUAGAGGUCCUCAUCAGCAAGCAAGAUGUGGCCAAAACCAUCUGAGUUUCAGGAAGUAUUUCAACAAGGAUAAGGCCAAGUUUCUUUACCACUGCCAUUCUUGCUAAGUAGUUUUGACAUUCUGAAAAUUGAAGCACUUUAGUGGUAAUAUGAGCUAUUUUUAAGAAGGGAUGGCAAAUGUAAUUAUAAAUGAGGGUGGAGGAUUUAAAUGGGGGAAAUAUAAUAAGUAACAGUAUAAUUGGAAAAAAAAAUAUUGUUCGCUCCAUGCCAAGGAGAAAACACAUGGUCAGUAUAAUUAUUUCAAAAAAUAUCUUAAUAUUUUAUCAAAUCUAAAUAAUACUUGUUCAGUGGGCCACUUGUUAGGAAAAGUCUAUUUUGUGUCCAAAAAUUGCUUAUGUUAAUAUAUGAGAAAGAGCAUGAUUUUUAAAAAAAUAAUAA
Hyaena hyaena (striped hyena) is the source of this 2294-nucleotide messenger RNA. RefSeq names its product family with sequence similarity 13 member C (gene FAM13C). The transcript is spliced from 15 exons. Lineage: Eukaryota; Metazoa; Chordata; Mammalia; Carnivora; Hyaenidae. Bases 396 to 1901 code for a protein of 501 amino acids. The record is from RefSeq and is a predicted model, not a curated record.